AUCCACGGACAAAGUAGCAGGUAUGGUCCAAUACGCCAUCAUUCUACCGCUGUUUGUGAUGGUGGCCAUAGACAUCCGACCAGCAAUGGCGGCCAAUACCAAGAUCGACAUUGAAGCACUCAAACUGAAAGUAUUUGGCACUCCACCACCUAAAAUUACAUCUACGGAAAAACAAAAGUUUUCUGAUGUGUGCUCUACGCCAUCUGGUGGCAGAGGUUGGUGCGCUUUGCGUGGCCAAUGCGAUGAAGAUGUGAUGGAGCUCGUCACUCAUGGCGGUGACGUCAUAGACACUCAACGUAGCAACGUCCAAUGCCCGAUGUACACCCAAGUCUGCUGCCCGUACAAGAUGAAACAGGUAGCUGAUCAUGUCCACAGCUAUACGCUUAUGAAGGAAUAUUCAGACAUGAACCAUUUCAAAGAUGUGUCUGAAGACCAAGAGAUGACCGAAGACCAAGAGGUAACCGAAGACCAAGAGAUGACCGAAGACCAAAAACCCAAGCCCACGUGUGGGAUACGCGGUGAUGAAGAUGGAAAGACGCCUUGGCUGGUGAUCAUAAAAGAUCCUUCAAAAAUUUGGAAAUCCUCCAACGUGUACGAAGGCAGCGUUGGCGGCGGAACCAUCAUACACCCUAGCGUGGUGCUAACCGCCGCGCACACAGUGUAUGCCAGACACGAGCUACAAGUGCUGGCCGGGAGAGCAGACACACAGACACGCGACGUCGACAGCGUGCAAGUGCACGAACACUUCAACAGACUGAAUGCCCACAACGACAUCGCAUUGCUCUUCUUAACGGAGCCCUUGACUAUGUCGCCGGGCGUGCGCGUCGCGUGCCUGCCGCGCGCCGUCACCGUCGCGCCCGCGCGCUGCGUGUCCACCGAGUGGGUACAGAGCCCACAGUCUGGACAUGGGGGCGUUAAAACGGUGGAAGUACCAGUCCUAACUCAUCAGCAAUGCCAAGCCAAGUACCGGAAUAGUCGCCUGGGAAGCUAUUUUAUACUCGACAAAUCUUUCCUGUGUGCUGGUGGAGAACAAGGCAGGGAUGUCUGCUCAGGAGAUGGGGGAUUCCCUCUCAUGUGUCCAGUAGAGAACGGUGACCGUUUCGCAGUGUUCGGCGUAGUGCUGUGGGACAUCGAAUGUGGUCAGCAUGGGAUGCCGACCGCGCACGCGCACGUUGCGACACUGCGCGAUUGGGUCGACCGACACGUCACCGCGAGGGUUCUUGCUACUGACGUUUAUACUUAUUAGCUUAAUA
Maniola jurtina (meadow brown) is the source of this 1253-nucleotide messenger RNA. Its product is annotated as phenoloxidase-activating factor 2-like. Gene Ontology annotation, molecular function: serine-type endopeptidase activity. Gene Ontology annotation, biological process: proteolysis. The transcript is spliced from 9 exons. NCBI's taxonomy places the organism in Eukaryota, Metazoa, Arthropoda, Insecta, Lepidoptera, Nymphalidae. The record is from RefSeq and is a predicted model, not a curated record. Bases 23 to 1246 code for a protein of 407 amino acids.